AGAUUUCAAACUGUGUAAUCAGCAUAUUUUCCCAGACAUACUGUAUGUGGUUUAGCGGGCUCUGUGAUCCUGGAGAGUCCUGUCCUCCUCGUGAUGGAGGGGGAAGCGGUGACUCUGAGCUGCAGACCGAAGCAGACGUCCACCAGUCUCACCACUCAGUUCUUCAAAGAUGGUCACUUCAUGGAGAACAGCGUUACAGGAGUCAUGACCAUCCACAGUGUGUCCAAGUCUCUCAACGGACUCUACGGACUCAGAAUCUCUGGAGUUGGAGACUCACUAGAGAGCUGGCUGGCUAUCAGAGGAGCUGAUUCUACCUUUGGUAUAACCAAAACUUCAGCAUGGCAUGAAAGACUGUAUGGAAAUAUUUAGUGAGACAUGAGAGCUGCCAGUUGACGGAGUCUACACAUAAGCUGAGGACUCUUUUUGAACUACAACAGCUUUCAGAAGCCCAGGAUGUCUCACCUGAAAGAUGGACCAGGUCUUAAGUCUUCACACAGUUCUCUUACUGGUGGUGUUUGUCCUUCUCUCAGCACCCUGUUUUGAAGGUCUGGUGCAUGUAGUCGGUCCGUCUCGGCCAAUAACGGCAACCGUUGGGGAUGAAACCGUUCUGCCAUGCCACCUGGAGCCUGCCACGGCCGCUUCAGGCAUGACCGUAGAGUGGGCGCGACCGGACCUGGACCCCAGGUUUGUCCAUGUGUGGCGUGACGGUGUGGAACUGGAGAGUAAAACCCACCCGUCAUACAAGAGAAGAACGUCGGUGUUCCCUGACAAGCUGAAGCUCGGAGACGUUUCACUGAAUCUCUCCAAAGUGAAACUUUCUGAUGGGGGGACGUAUAAAUGCUUCAUUCCAGGACACGGUUACUCGUUAAUUCAGCUUGUUGUGGGUGCUGUUAGCUCACCUUUCAUAGUGAGUAUCAGCAGAUCCUCCAGUGGCGUUGCUCUGCAGUGUGAGUCUGGAGGCUGGUACCCAGAGCCUGAGGUGUCGUGGCUGGACGCUGAGGGAAACCUCCUCUCUGCUGGACCUACAGAGACCGUCAGAGGUCCUGAUGAUCUCUACACUGUCAGCAGCACAGUGACUGUGGAGAAGAGACCCAGCAACAGAUUCACCUGUAGAGUCCAGCAGAAGGACACCAACCAGACCAGAGAGACACACAUUCAGAUUGCAGCUGAUUUCUUCACGGUGCCACCGAGUUCACCUGUUCGGGUCAACAUUGGUGUUAUUGCUUUGGUCAUUUUCAUUCUGUGUGGUCUGGCAGGUGCCUUUGCUUGGUGGAAAUGGAAAACAUCAAGGCAAACCCUGUAACUCAAGUCUGGGAUGGAACCGUCACGGAAAUGAAGGACAAGAAGAGUUGGUUAUAAAAAUGUAUAGGUCAUUGUUCAAGCAAGUACUACACUGAGGUACUUGACCUUCUUCCUGCGAUUGUAACUUACCAUC
Messenger RNA from Etheostoma spectabile (orangethroat darter), 1435 nucleotides. Its product is annotated as butyrophilin subfamily 1 member A1. The record is from RefSeq and is a predicted model, not a curated record. The transcript is spliced from 7 exons. Gene Ontology annotation, cellular component: external side of plasma membrane. Bases 470 to 1303 code for a protein of 277 amino acids. Gene Ontology annotation, biological process: T cell receptor signaling pathway; regulation of cytokine production. Gene Ontology annotation, molecular function: signaling receptor binding. NCBI's taxonomy places the organism in Eukaryota, Metazoa, Chordata, Actinopteri, Perciformes, Percidae.